CACUCCUUUACCGCACCGCUCCAGGCGCAGGACAGAGGCGGCCUUCACAACUACGCGCUCCUGCGCACUUUUUUGUGAAAAACUGUCAGCUGUGACUCUGUGAGCCACACGUGGGUGUUCUUCAACAAGAGGCAGGUGCCUGGUUCUCCUUUUACAUAAAGACACCCAAAAAUGGGCAGAAUGUGAAAAGUUUGCAGCAGUGCUACCAAAGUAUUAGAAGUUGGCUUUUGUGUGGCUGGCGUUUUCAGUUCCUGAUUCCCAGUGAGUUCCAAAUUCCCUCAGCGCUGGAAGCAGCUUCUUUGCAAAGGACCAGUUUACAUUGAACUAUCAUGGCAUCUAGCAAAUUUGUCAUUAAGAUAAUCCAAGAGUUCCUGAUUUAAAGGUGUGGGAACUUUGCUGUUCUGGUGGAUGUUCAUAUUUUGCCCCAAGGCUCCAGUAAAGACACCAGCUGGUUUUCAGAUCAUGAGAAGGAGGAAGUCUGCAUGCUGCUAGAAGAUGCGGUUGCUUCAAGGGUCAAACACUACUUGGAAGCUCCUAAACAACGUGGUCAGUGGAAAUCGAUGGAACAAGCAGCAUCUGCUCCGUUGUUUGUAACAGGCAACAGUUUUCACAUUACUGCUCACUUUAUGAAGAGAUGGGUUAAUCUCCGUUGUGUUGUAGGGGAACGUUAUCGUGAGCUACGUCUAUUUCCAGACAGAUUUGUGGUUUGUGUCAGUAAACUUGAAUCUGUUCCAGGUGCUUGGACAUGUGAGAAUGGUGCUUUGAAAGAAAAACUUUCCAAUGGGACGUCUGAAUAUUUUACUGAAUCUGCUGAGAACAAAAAGCUUAAGCUUAGUCUGACUCAACAGAUAAAGCAAGACACCUUGAAAAAAAUUGUGAAAAGGACAAAAACAAGGAAAAGUAGCGUGAGCAAACCUCAAACCAGCAAGGAUUCUGAGAAAGUGUAUCUUGGCUCAGUGGACUCACAGAAAGGGAACAGAAAGAAUGACUGUCAGACUUCUCCCAAUCCUCCAUCUGAAUUAAAAUGUAGGAGCGUAGGACAGCUAAAGGAUUGCAUAAAUACAUCUGAGAGCAACUUGGAGCUUGGUGUUUUAGAGCUGGAAAACGAUGCUCAUCAGAGACAAUCAGAUGAUGCGAGCAGCCAGCGAGAACCUCACUCUGCGGAGUGGUUAGAGACGAGACUUCUAAGCAAAAACCCUCCUUGUAGCUAUGAGUCAGCACUGCUAGAUCCAAAACAAAGUCAAAAAGUGACUAAAACACAGGCUCAACAACAGAGUUGUGAUUCAGAAGAAAAGUUUGACCAUUUCAAAAAAGUACAAAAAAGUACUGAAGAGGCUCCUUUAAUUCCUAGCAGUAUAGAAAUGAGCAAGUGCAGUGAUGAUUGUUUAGGUACGUUCUUGGAGGAGAAGACCCCAUUUAAUUUAAGGUUGUUUUCUAAACAAGACUUGACAAAGACGAUGGCUGAUGAAGAGUCACUUAUUUUGGGAAGCAAACUCUCCAGACCUCCUCUUGAGGGGAAUAAUACAGUGCAGACAAAAAAAAAUGAGCCAGACACAACCACUGAGGAAUUAUCUGUGAUGCCUUCAUCAUCUCGUUUUAAACUGCUGUCUAUGUCUCCAGAGAAGCUUAUCCAAAAAAGAAAAAAAGCGGUUGAAGAUGGUCUCAGAAAGUUAAAGCUGCGAAGGCUUAAGAAGCCAUGACAGUAUCUGAAAUGUUACCUUGAUUAUAUGAAUCAACAACUAGAUUUAUAUUCAGAAAGCAUAUAUAAAAAGUAGGAAGUGAGUCAAAAUCAUGAAAAACAAUAAAAAUGCAAAAAGUCUAAAUGAACUUUUUAAGGAAAUUUAGUAAUUAAACAGCUCUUUGGUUUGGAACUGUAAUUAAGAUAAUUCUGUUAAGUUUUUUGGUAUUGAGAUGUGUAAAUGUUGUAUGAAACAGAUGUAGUAUUUAUAGAAAGAAAUUUCUUACAAUAUUUACUAAGCCAAAUUUCUGAUGGAUGUCUAUUUUGGCACUAUAAAAAACUUGGUAUCAGCUGGUGACAGCAAAAGUUAAAACCACUUUCUUGAUCCAUUGACACCUAUAGUUAUCAAUUUUUGCUCAUUUCUUAUCCUAUAAUUGUUUAUGUUAGUUGAAAUUAAUUAAUUAUUUUUAUUUCUGUGUUAGAAAGUUCACGGUUUAGUCAUAUGAUCCUUACAACAGUAAAGCAAAUUCAGAUUAUAUCAAAUAAAUCUUUAACCAACCUUUAAUAUUGCUGAUAAGUUAAGGUGUAUAUUUUUAGUGGGGUUUCAAAAUAAUUAUAGUUUGUACUAUGCAGUUUUGAUAUGAAUAUGUAUUUCUAACAUGAGCUGCGGAUGCAAGUGAUCGUGUAUUCUCUGUUUGGAAAAAUUAAGAUAGGUUUUAUAUUUGCAGUCACUGAAUCUGCAAACUUUGCUAUUGGGGAAAAAGUCAUAUAUAAAUAUGCGUAAACGUAUUCAUGCAUGCAUAUUUCAAAAUCAAGCCCUGUUUGGGUGCAAGGACAACAUACUGUAAUGUCUGGUUUUUUUCAGGUGUUAGUGAUACUUGAGUUAUUAGUUAUUUUAAGAUGGAGUUAAUUUUUAAUUGUACAGCUCUUUUUAAUACUGCAUUUGUAAAUUAUAUGCUAAUGUGCUACGGGAAAUGUAACUUCUUAUUUCACAUUUAUCUUUUUAAAAGAGGUAAAAUAAAAUUAAAAGCAUUUUCAUUUUGAUCAUUCUCUCAAAAUCAAUGUGAGCACAGAAAUUGUGUGUGAAGCAAGUUUUGUGAAGUCUUACAUACAGUUACUACUGUGACUAUCCUUGUUUAGUUUAGUAGGAACAUUCACAAAUGCAUUCGAGCUCAUAGAAAGCAUGAUCACUACAAGACACUUUUUUCUUUUUUUCUUCCAGUCUGUUUGCAUGGUGUUUCUGACAGUAUUUUGCAAUAAGGUUGCUUUACCAAUCUUCAGGCCUGCAAAAAUGUCUUUUCUGAUAAGAAGCAAAACCAAAGCUGCAAAUGAACCUGAGUUUGGAAGAAAAAUAGCCUAAGGUAUGUUUGCUGUUGUCUUUUGUAUGGGCUAAAGAUGCUGUGUUAGACAUCAGGGAAGGAGGAAGAGCGCUUUUUGAUGGACUUGAAAAAGUUACAAGGAUAUAUUUAGUGAACUAGUUAUCAGAAAAAUAAGAGUAAUUAAAAUAGAAUCAUCUUGAGAGUUUAUAUUCAAGUCUUGGCAUGUAUUUUCUGGACGGAUUGUUUCAAUGCUUACAGUAUAUCAAUUCAUAAAAAAAAUUAAAGAAGCAUAUAUUUUAGCCUACAGCUGUAAGUUACUGUUUUUUCUACUUUUUGCUUGAAUCAUUGUGAGUUUUCUAUUAUAUUUUCAGGUAUAACACAGCUACCUACAAGAGAGGUUC
This is a messenger RNA of Struthio camelus australis, 3398 nucleotides long. The record is from RefSeq and is a predicted model, not a curated record. NCBI's taxonomy places the organism in Eukaryota, Metazoa, Chordata, Aves, Struthioniformes, Struthionidae.